Messenger RNA from Octodon degus (degu), 5014 nucleotides. RefSeq names its product sushi domain containing 6 (gene Susd6). The coding region runs from base 326 to 1231 and encodes 301 amino acids. The record is from RefSeq and is a predicted model, not a curated record. The transcript has 6 exons. Lineage: Eukaryota; Metazoa; Chordata; Mammalia; Rodentia; Octodontidae.
CGCGGUACAGCUGGGCCAGUGACGCCGGCAUCGCCGCCACCGCGCGUUCCAUUCUCCGAAGCCGGCGACCGCCGAGUCACCUCCUCGCUUCCGCCGGCUUGCUGCCGCCGCCGCCUUCGCGUCUUCCCGCAGCGCCGGCCAGCGUCAGCCAGACAAGGGCACGCGGAGUCUCGCCUCGGCCGAGGGGGCUUCGGGUGCGCGGAAGCCGCGAGCGCCCCCCUCCCGGAGGCUUCGCGCCGCUCCGGGUGAAUCUAUCCCUUGCUGGCUUUAGGAUUCUUCUGGAUUUAAAAUUUUGUCUCUUUAAUAAAACUUGGACGGAUAAAAGAUGUGCCAUGGCAGGAUAGCACCAAAGAGCAGCUCAGCGUUGGUUGUGGACUCUGUGGGACAUGGAAUGUUCCUUCCUCUGGUGAUCCUUAGUACCUUGCUCGGAGACGGACUUGCUUCAGUGUGCCCCUUGCCCCCGGAACCAGAGAAUGGUGGCUACAUCUGCCACCCCCGACCCUGCAGAGACCCCCUGACAGCAGGCAGUGUCAUUGAAUACCUGUGUGCCGAAGGCUACGUGUUGAAAGGGGACUACAAAUACCUGACAUGUAAGAAUGGCGAGUGGAAGCCGGCCAUGGAGAUCAGCUGCCAUCUCAAUGAGGACAAAGAAACCCACACGUCCCUUGGAGUCCCCACGCUGUCCAUAGUGGCAUCCACUGCCAGCUCCGUGGCACUCAUUCUCCUCCUUGUGGUGCUGUUCGUGCUGCUGCAGCCAAAGCUAAAGUCUUUCCAUCAUAGCAGGCGUGACCAAGGGGUGUCUGGGGACCAGGUCUCCAUCAUGGUGGAUGGAGUGCAAGUUGCACUGCCGUCUUAUGAGGAGGCUGUGUAUGGCAGUUCUGGUCACUGCCUGCCCCCUGCCGACCCCAGAGUGCCCAUUGUGCUGUCUGAAGGGGCUGGGCCCAGCAGUAGGAGCCUGCCAAGGGAGCAGCAGGGCCAGAGCGCCUGCUCUUCUGUGGCUGGGGAGGAGGAAGCUCCAGGCCAGUCUGGACUGUGUGAGGCGUGGGGCCCCCGGGGCUCAGAGACUGUGAUGGUGCACCAGGCGACCACCUCAUCCUGGGUGGCUGGCUCAGGGAGUGGCCGGCCAGCACACAAAGAAGCCACAGACUCAGAGAACAGCGACAUACAGAGCCUUUUAUCUCUCACAUCAGAGGAAUACACAGACGAUAUCCCGCUGUUGAAAGAAGCGUGAGGGCUGCCGCCCACCUCUCCUCUCUGCGAGGUCUUCUCUGUCCCUCCUCCUGCUCCCUGUGGGCUUGAGCACCCUGUACUCCAGCCAUCCCAUCUGGACACCUGAGCUGCCACCUGUGUGCCCGUGCGUCUCUGAGGGCCUGCAGGCCACCUCUCUGGAGACUCAAGGAAGAUCCUGACCAUCUGCCUGGACAGCUGGAGCAGCUGGCUCCUUGCCUGGUCCAGCCUUCCCAUCUGUUGGGAUGGAUUUGAAUGUGCUGGAUUGGACCCACCCUUUCCCCAGCCUCUGAGCCCCUUCCAGCCAGUGCUGUGGUGGCAGCCCUGCAGCUGCGAGGGGCAGAGCACCACUGGGUUUACUUGUGCCUUCCCCCAGCCCGUCUAGUUUCCUGGUCACAGCCUUAGUGGCUGCAGCUCCUGCAGGCGGAGGCCUGGCCCGCUGCUGUGCUCCCCCUCACCCCCCAAGAGCAGAGCCAAGAGUGAGAGCCUCUGCUGCUUCAGUGGGCCCCUAGGUUGACAUGGUGGCACAUUUCCUUGGCUGAGAAUAGAGAGUUUAGAAAAUCAUGCCACAGCCAUCCCCGCACCUGCUGUCCAGCUCAGGUGUAGGUUCCUGGCCCUUUGCAGAGUUUCCAGCAAGAGUCCAGAAGAUCCCAAGGGAGGAAAAAGGAGAUGCCUGGUAGUGAUUGUCUUCCUAAUAUGCAAGUUCUCAUGACCUGCUUCCAGCAUUGCACCUUGGCCUUGGUCUUUUCUGUUCCUUGGGUAGGAGGCGUUGCUUGCUACCUCCUGGGCUUCUUCCCAGGCAGCUCUGGCUGCUUUGCUGCCCACAGGGCCUGAGGCACAUCACCCUAGUAGUCCUAGGCCCACCCCAGGAGUUCUCGGGUGCCACCCAACACUUGCCUGGCCACAGGCAGUCUGGGCAGAUAACUGCUUUCUGGGUUUGUGAUGAGGGAGGGGAGGCCGAGAGGCACAGACUAAGUUCCUGGGCAGCUGCUGGCGGCUCCACCCAGUUCUGAGGAUCCUCCUCACCGUGGUCACGUGCCUUAGUAACUGUGCCAGGGAAGCGGCCUGUUGCAUGCUGCACCUCUGCUUUUCUCCUGCUGUCCUUCGGUGCCCUGCACGUGCUAUGGCUGAGAAGCCACUGCUGUCUUCCUUGCCCUCCAGGGAGGAGUGAGGAAGGGUCCCCAGCAUCCCUUACCUUGCUGGCCAAAGUGAGUGAAUGGCUCCCAGGUCCCGUGGACAGAGCCUGCGGUGUGGACGCUGAGCCUACAGCCAUGGCGUGUACCCGUAAUCUCUCCCGGGAACCUUCUUUGUCCUGCGGUGCAGGUGGGCAACUGGGAGCUCCGCAGGCUGCGACCUUCAGGCCACAGACGUGGCAUUAAGGAAUGUUUGCUUUUGCUUUUGCUUUCUUUUCCCUGAAACACUGGGGCUGGGCAGUCUCAGUGCCGCUGUUGUUCCUCUGUUCUUGCGAGCACCUCUGGUGCCAGCAAAGUAAUAAAAAGCCCGGUUCAGGACUGACCUAACAGGGUUGGCUCCAGGCGCGGGCGGCUGUAGCUGGUGAGCGUGCUGCUCCCAGGCCGCUCCUCUGCCUCCUUGCUCACGAUGCACUUUACUUCCCCGUCACACCUGGCCUCCUGCUGCCCCUCAUCUCCUUUCCUCUCAGGGUAAGGGUACUGCCCGCUGUGCCUGCUGGCCACCCCCACACAUCUCCCAUCCACACGGAAGCCCAUCUGUUGUGCUGAAAAGCAGGCAAGCAAAGUUGUACGUAGGGAAUGGGUUGGAGAAGGUGCCAGAACUAGAAGGCUGAGCCUGAGGGAGGAGACACAGCCGCCACAGUUACUGGCAUGGGCCACCUAGUGGGGGUCCUAAGGCCCCAGCUGCCUUAACACGUGGACCCUCUUGGAGGCACAGCGGUGCCCUUGUCUCUCUCCAGGAGAGGUACUGUGAGAAAUGUGGCAGCAAGGCUGAGUCUCAUGGCUGAGCCUUUAGCUUUUGUUUUUCACUCUUCCAAAACCAAAUUCUGUUAUAGAAUAUCUUUUCUAAAUAGAAGAGCCUACCCUUCUCUGUGUAGUUGCUCUGGACUUUUGCCCCCUCUGUGCCAGGUUUGUUCUCCUGAUACCUCCUUCCAUCUCACCGCUGCACACACUGCCUGGGGCUGGACCUGCCCACUGAUCAGGAGAGUGCAGGGCUGGAGCAGGUGGACGGCUCAGAGGCGGCCCUUCAGCACCCCUGGGUAUGCAGGUGCUCACGCUGGGCACACGCUGGGGCCUCUGGCUGGCGGCUCUCACAUUCUCUCCCCCAAGGCAGUUUCUCAGCUCCAGCCACAUGCUGCUGUUCCUGGGACUUCUGAGCUUUGUUCCUUGUGGAGGGAUUGGGACUUCAAGCUGCCUUGAUGUGGGGCUUGGCUGUAGAGACAGUGGGUAGCCCCCAGCAGGCUGUGAGGAGGGCACGGGCAGGUGGGCGCUGCAGUGCCACCCAUGUGCAGGACACCUACCUGCCCGCAGGGGCCACACUGAGGGACUUUCAGAAAGGAUUCUUUUUCUACUCUUGAGCUAGCUCAAUGCAGUCUGUCUGUCUGUCUGUCUGUCUGUCUGUCUCUCUCUCUCUCUCUCUCUCUCUCUCUCUCUCUCUCUUUCUCUCUCAUCCUGGUGAUGUUCUAGCAACUUCUAAUUUGUGGAAAUCAGAAUAUGGUGGAAAUCACUUAACCUGUCCAUUGCACUCAUGCCUUAGUUCAGCAGGUAGGCUCUGUCUUCUGCAUUUCUGUAUUUUAUGUGCUGUAUUUCACUGGGUGUGAACUGUGAAAUGGCUGGGUCCUGGCCACUGUGAGUUUGGUUUUAUAAGACAUUUCAGUGUACAUUCUAGAAGCACUCCAUUUGCAAAGAGAACGUAAUCUUAUCUUUCCCAUCCAUCUUGCCCUCCUUGUCCCCCCCCAGCUUUAAAAUUCUGUGGAGAAGCCAGAUCACAAGAGAGACAAAGGUAUAUUUUUCCUGCUUCAUGAGUAGUGGCACAGGACAGACAGCCGUGGCCCCUUUUCUCCCUGGCCACACGUUUACUGUGUAACAUUGCUGCCUUCCUUUUGUGGGAACAUUCUUGCAUAGAGAAUGAAACGCACUGCAGACGUUUCUUGGCCCUUGCCCCCCCUACUCCCCAAGGAGCAGAGAGUAGCUAGGACGGAAGUGGCACGCAGCCGUCACGACUUGCAGUGAGUCCAGAGGUGCUUGCCAAGGAGAGCGAGCUAAGAGCGUUUCGUGAGGCCGGCUGGUCUCCUGCAGGGCUUGGAGAAUAUUUUGCUUGGCAGAUGUUUGUACUGAAUCUUGCAGUAGCUACUUCCCUGGAGAGGGAAAGGUGGCAGACCAGCUUUUCUGGGAUGUGUCUCUUAAUUUCCUUGAAACCCUAGUAGAAUUUGGAACAAAACCCCCAGUGUUGAGCCCUCUGCCCAGCAGCCCAGCUAGUGGAGGGUGAGGGGGCAAAGCACUGAGAUCGGCUCGCCUGGCGGGGGGCAGAGGUGGUCUGGGGUCACGUGGCAGCACCCACCCUUGCCCUGGCUUCUUGAGGCUGUCACACCACUAUGGGAUCCUCUGCAGAAUGGUACUCACGUAAUGGCUUAUAACAACACAUGCAUAAUUGACUCUGUGCAGGAUGUCACUCAGAUCAGUUUGGGUUUGCUUUAUUUUAUAUAUAUAUAUUUUUUGGUAUCCUGUACAUUGCAGCGGGUGUGAAGAUAGUAUUUUAAUAUUUGUACAAAGUUUAAUUUAAUUUUAAUUGUUCUAUGUAUAUAACUGCAUUUCUA